AUGAUCGCAGCGCCCUGGAACCAGGCGCCUCCCCACGAGCAGCUGUUCGUGCUGGUCACCGGCGCAAACAGCGGCGUCGGCCUCGGUAUCUGCGAACGCCUGAUCGACGACUUCCUCGUGACCCGCUCCCUAACCUCCCACCUCGUCCUCAUCCCGACGACACGAUCCGUCCGCAAGUCCCGCGAAACAAUCUCCUCCUUGCGCCUUCACCUCGAGCGCACAGCAUCCUCGUCGUCCUCCCUUCGAUCCCGCACGGGGCCGACCUACGACCCCGAAGACACAAUCUCGCGAGUUCACCUCCUCAGCACCCAAGUCGACCUCUGCGACCUGCCGUCCGUGUACAAUUGCGCAGCGACGCUGGUAGCAGGACACAUCAGCGACCCGACAGACCCGAAGGCAUACAUGUACAAAAUCCCCCGUCUCGACUCGGUAAUCUUCAACGCGGGCUUCGGCGGCUGGACAGGCCUAGACUGGCCCGGCCUUUUCAAGUCGUUGUUCACAAAGGGCCUCCUGCCGACCCUGACCUGGCCAGACUUCAAAAUCGCCCGCCCCGGCGCCGUCCUGAACCAGCGACCCGUCCGCUCCGAUCUGGUACCUACCGAUUCCCCCUUUAACCCCCUCGCCGUCGCGUCCGCUUACGAUACCAAGCCCUCAACCCCCGUUCUAGGAGAAGUGUUCUGCGCGAAUGUCUUUGGGCACUACGUCCUGGCGCACGAGUUGCUACCGCUGCUAAGCAGGGCCAAACAGGAAGAGACACCGGGUAGGAUAAUCUGGACCAGCAGCGUCGAGCCGCAGGCGCACCAUUUCCGGCUGGAAGAUUUCCAGGGCGUGGAGACGAGUGCGCCGUACGAGAGCUCCAAGAGGCUGACGGACGUGCUGGCGCUGACGUCGCACCUGCCCGGUCCCCAGCGGUACACCAAGACGUACUUCACGCCCGAGGACCCCGAGACGGCGCGGAAACUGCCCGUCCGCCCGUCCUUCUACCUCACGCACCCGGGCGUCGUCGCGUCCAGCCUGUUCCCCGUGCCGUUCCCCUUCAUCCUGUUUUACGCCUACAAGUUCGCGCUGUUCCUCGCGCGGUGGAUGGGGUCGCCGUGGCACCCCGUGACGUGGUACGGCGGCGCCGUGGCGACGGUGUGGCUGGCGCUGCAGGACGACGAGACGCUGAAGGAGCUGGACGCCAAGAGGAUCAAGUGGGGGUCCGCGGCGAGCAUCACGGGACGGAUGGAGGUGAAGAAGACGGAGGUGGAGUGGUGGGGGUGGGAGGGCGCUGUCGAGGACCGCGAGAGCCUCGCGAGGGACCCCGCUACCGGCGUGCUGCGGAAGGCUGUCGGACGACACCCCGGGGCCAUGGACUUGAACAGGGACCAGCUUGUCGAGUUUGAGGAGUUGGGAGUGCAGGCGUGGGGCGAGAUGGAGAGGUUGAGGAAGCAGUGGGAGCAGUUACUCGAUAUCCGGUCAGGGGAGCAGCAGCAACAGCAGCAGUAG
Molecule: messenger RNA, 1488 nt
Organism: Colletotrichum truncatum
Lineage: Eukaryota; Fungi; Ascomycota; Sordariomycetes; Glomerellales; Glomerellaceae
Product: 3-ketosteroid reductase
Biological process (GO): ergosterol biosynthetic process
Cellular component (GO): mitochondrial outer membrane; lipid droplet; endoplasmic reticulum membrane
Molecular function (GO): 3-beta-hydroxysteroid 3-dehydrogenase (NADP+) activity
Source: RefSeq, a predicted model, not a curated record